UAGAAUAUAACUAAUAGUCCAAAAAGAAAAUAAAUAGUAAAUGGAAGAAAAUAAAUAGUAAAUGGAUGUCCGCAUCACAAUUUUUCUGUUCUCUUAUCUCAUACUGGAUUGGGAGAAACUUAUCGAUCGUGCACCAACAGGCUGAUGUUGAUGGAAAUGGGACGAUUGACUACAUUGAGUUCAUUACUGCUACAAUGCACAGACACAGAUUAGAAAGAGAGGAAAACCUUUACAAAGCAUUUCAGUACUUUGAUAAAGACAAUAGCGGGUUUAUCACAAGAGAUGAACUAGAAACAGCCAUGAAAGAGUAUGGAAUGGGCGACCCAGCCACCAUAAAGGAAAUAUUAUCUGAAGUGGACUCGGACAAUGAUGGAAGAAUCAAUUACGAAGAAUUUUGCACCAUGAUGAGAACUGGAACUCAACAGCCUGACAGACUCUUUUAGCAGUAUUGAGAACCGGGUUGAGUGUAAGAAUCGAAACUUUCAGAGUUAAUUUGCUGACUCCAGAUCCUUAGAAACUACGUGGAAUCUCCACCCGAAGUUAAGACCUUUAAACCCUCUGAGACUCNGU
This is a messenger RNA of Olea europaea var. sylvestris, 570 nucleotides long. Its product is annotated as calcium-dependent protein kinase 2-like. NCBI's taxonomy places the organism in Eukaryota, Viridiplantae, Streptophyta, Magnoliopsida, Lamiales, Oleaceae. The transcript is spliced from 3 exons. Gene Ontology annotation, molecular function: enzyme regulator activity; calcium ion binding. The record is from RefSeq and is a predicted model, not a curated record. The coding region runs from base 66 to 443 and encodes 125 amino acids.